AUGUACUGGGCUCCCAAGUUCCUGCAGGCCCUGGCCGCCGGGCUUUGCCUCGCAUCCGCCGCCACCGCCGCACCCACCGACGCACCCACGAAGACGCUCUCGGAGAGGCAGUCGUCCAACAGAUAUGUCUUCGCUCACUUCAUGAUCGGCAUCGUCACCGACCGCACCAGCGCCGCCGACUACGACGCCGACAUGCAGGGCGCCAAAGCCCUGGGCAUCGACGCCUUCGCGCUCAACUUCGGCCCGGACAAGGCGCCGGCCGACUACACGCAGCAGCUGCAGUACGCAUACGACUCGGCCGCCAGCAACGACAUGAAGGUCUUCCUCUCGUUCGACUUCAACAGCGGCCAGUGGUCGACCUCGGACGCCGCCGGCGUGGGCGCCAAGAUUGCUCAGUUCGGGAACCAUGCGGCCCAGCUGAAGGUUGAUGGUAAGGUGUUUGUGUCCUCGUUCGUUGGUGAUGGUCUGGAUGUCGCCGCGGUGAGGAGCGCUUCGGGAAUGUCCCUGUACUUCGCUCCCAACUUCAACCCCGGUUCCGGUGCGGACUUUGGUGCCUUGGACGGCGCUUUCAGCUGGUACGGCUGGCCAUCCGACGGUUCCAACAACCCUCCGAGCGCAUCAAACACCUACCUGCCCACGUAUGCCGACAACGACUACACCAACAAGCUUGGUGACAAGUCGAAGUACAUUGCUCCCGUCUCUCCCUGGUUCUUCACGCACUUCCAGAACAACGCGGACUUCGGCGGCAAGAACUGGCUCUUCCCCACCGACGACUUCUACGUCACCCGCUGGAACGAAAUCCUCCAGUUCGGCUCUCGCUUCGUCGAAAUCGUAAGCUGGAACGACUACGGCGAAUCCCACUACAUCGGCCCCCUCGCCUCCAAGCACUACGACGACGGCAACUCGAAGUGGACCAACGACAUGCCUCACAACGGCUGGUCCACCCUCGCCGCGCCCUUCAUCGCCGCCUACAAGGCCGGCGCCACCUCCGUCUCGGCCUCACACGUCAGCGCCACCGGCGGCGACAAGCUGGUCUACUGGUACCGCCCGCAGCCCAAGGGCCUCAACUGCGCUUCCACCGACAACGUCGGGUCCGCGCCCGCCGGCGCCGACCAAGUCGCCGACUCGGUCUUCGUCGCGGCGCUGCUGACGUCGGGCGCCACGAUCGAGGUGACGUCGGGCGGGAACGGGGUGAAGACCGCCGAGGCGGGUGCGGGUGUGAGUGUGUUCGAGUUCCCGCUCGGGACGGGGAAGCAGAGUUUUGCGCUGAAGAGGGGCGGCAGCACGGUGUUGAGCGGGGCGAGCCCGAAGGAGUUGCCGGCGAGUGCGACGGUGGAUAAGCUGGGUCCCGAUGGGUUGAGCAGGUUUACGGAUGGGUUGAAGGUCGCGACGUGUAGCCCGACGCCGACGUUGGUGUAG
Messenger RNA from Lasiodiplodia theobromae, 1419 nucleotides. Its product is annotated as Alpha- -glucanase protein. The transcript is spliced from 7 exons. The coding region runs from base 1 to 1419 and encodes 472 amino acids. Gene Ontology annotation, molecular function: glucan endo-1,3-alpha-glucosidase activity. NCBI's taxonomy places the organism in Eukaryota, Fungi, Ascomycota, Dothideomycetes, Botryosphaeriales, Botryosphaeriaceae. The record is from RefSeq and is a predicted model, not a curated record.